GCUUACUCAACUUCGCCUAGCCCCGCCUAUCAUGGGCAACAGCAACGGUGCUAGGUAGUACAUAUUCGAGCUCUGUCACACUCUCAUCCUGGGUGACGACUUCAGAUGAACGACGAACCACUACUUUCCACACCGAGAUAACACGACGGACAGACACCCUUUCAUGAGUACCAGCUUUGAUCUAUCGCCGGUAAUAGGCCUGCUGCAGGUUCUCCCGCCGAACUCGAGCAGAACACCCUCCACCGCGGGCACCAGUUGUGACCAGGAGUCGCUAUUCCCUGUCCCGAGUGGCGAGAGCAACAAGAAGAGCAAGGACACGGACAGCUCCCGACAGCUGGGCGAUUUCGCCGCGAUAUGGCACUUCCUGGGAUCGAGCGUGCCUGCCGCCACCGCCGGGAGUCGCGUUGGCGCACCAAUCUCCGAGCCCUCUACCACGCCGACUAUAUUCACGACCCGCCACCGCACUCCCAAUAACGACACCGACAGCUAUACAUUCGCGCCGCUCACGCCCUCGAAACCGGAAUACCCCAUUCUCCGCUCGUCGGGCUCGCCCAGCAAGCCGCGACGCGUGGUAACGUUCGCGUCCGCAGUCGGGUUCUCGGAUGAAGACAUCAACACUGCAUCAGCCGCAUUUACGUCUGCCACGGGCUUGAAAACUGCGCUGGACGACAAGACCUGCACCGGCGUGAAAGCUUUCGUCAAGCAUGCGUCACGACCGAUGAUAAUGCCUGCUCUCACAUCGGAGCAGAGGAAGAAGAGCAUCAUACAGAAGCUCCUGGCCAUGUUCCCCGAGGAUCGUGGAGGGCUGCUGAAACCCACUGGGACGGGGGUGGUGGUGAAAGGGGGGGUACAUGUGUUUAUCGAUAACAGUAACGUUCUAAUCGGUUUCUACGACCACAUGAAGAAGCUGCGAGGCUUCAGCAAGAACGAGUCCGUUCGGCGACCACCAUUCAGCUUUCACGGGUUAUCUUUGAUCCUGGAACGCGGCCGUCCCACGGCCAAAAAAGUCCUCGUCGGGAGCUCGCCGAUAACACCGGUGAUCCUCGAGGCGCGCGAGCUAUCCUACGAAACGAGUAUUCUCGAGCGCGUCGAGAAAGAGCGGAACACAGGAUCCGCCUCGUCGGGCUCCGAGUCGGCGACGAGCAAGCGUCGCAAGGUGGAGCAGGCGGUAGACGAGAUCUGCCACCUGAAGAUAUUGGAAAGCGUGCUGGAUUAUAAGCCAGGCACGAUUGUGUUGGCCUCCGGAGACGGGGCCGCCGGAGAGUACAGUCCAGGAUUCUUCAGGGUCAUCGAGAGAUGCCUUAUAAGGGGAUGGACGGUCGAACUCGUCAGCUGGAAGAAGAACCUGAGCGGGUUCUAUAGGGAUAAGGCGUUUUUGAAGAAGUGGAAGGGCAAGUUCAGGUUUGUGCCGCUUGAUGGGUUUGCGGAGGAGUUGUUGGCUUGAUGUAUGGACGGUUGUGUUUCCGUUUGUGACGAUCUUUCGGAUCUCUAUGGGCGAUAUAUUUUUCUCGAAUGCCCCCUUUCCUUUGCGGUUUCGUUUGUUGCUUGCUGGCGGUGUCAUUUACUCUGCUAUAUAUUUUUGCUGUUUUGCCUACACCUUGAUUGAGGUGCACUCCGUUCUGUUUCUGUUGCUAUUUUGGUUUCAUUAUCUCUCUUCUAUCUGUCGAGUUGCAUAUCGGAGCGGAGUCUAUGGAUUGCGUGGUGGGUUUUUGUCUGGCGGUUGACGGUUGAUUGGAUAGCCGUGGCCGUGUGUAGGCACGCAUCUCGAGAGUCGAGAUCACAAACGAAUGAAUGAAGGCGUUGCGAGAUCGUUUUGGCGCUGCAUCUACCUACACAAUCUGUGCAAGAGUUAAAUCCAUU
This is a messenger RNA of Tricharina praecox, 1860 nucleotides long. RefSeq lists its product as uncharacterized. Bases 164 to 1444 code for a protein of 426 amino acids. The transcript has 2 exons. Gene Ontology annotation, molecular function: guanyl-nucleotide exchange factor activity; small GTPase binding. Gene Ontology annotation, biological process: protein import into nucleus. Lineage: Eukaryota; Fungi; Ascomycota; Pezizomycetes; Pezizales; Pyronemataceae. The record is from RefSeq and is a predicted model, not a curated record. Gene Ontology annotation, cellular component: nucleus.